GCUCGGGCUAAAUUCAAAAGCGUUUGGACAUCAUACCGGAACUUGUUGUUAGACCGGAACCGCAUGUUUGUCUGUUGCUUUACCACGUUCCCAUUCAAUCCCGCUCACCGAACCCUUGUAUGAUUAAUUAAAAAUAUUAACUUAUUGAGUGAUUUUCUUUUCUUGACUGAUUUGAAUUUUGAAUGGGUCCGCGCGCACAUAUAUAGACGCCCCCUUUGGCCGGACUAGCCCACUGAAUUGUUUGCUCCGCAGAGAUGGCUGGCUCCAAUGAAUGAUCGUCGUAACGCCACAGUCGGCAUUCUUAUUGUUGCAGUAGUUCUUGGAAUUAUUAUUUAUGCCAUCGUUCAAAGUAGUGUCGACCACGAGAAGGAAGAAAAGAGGAAGUCGAGGCCGCAGUACUCCGUCACGAGCGCCGCGUCGUCGCCGGAAGCCACCGUCGCCGGAAACCUCUUGACAGCGGACUUCAGAUUCACCCUCAAGGCCCACAACCCGAACAGGAAAAAGACCAUCUUCUACGGCAACACAACCCAGGUGACCCUUUACUGUCGGAGGUUCAGCGAGAUCACGUCGUCUCCGCUCCCUUUGGUCGGCCCUUCCACGCUCCCUCCCGGGAGUGACUCCACCGGCAUCGCCUUCAAUCUCCCCGUGCAAAACUGGCCCCUCCCAGCGGACACAGCAUUCUGCCACAUGAUCUUAACCAUGAUGUUUCGGGCCGGGUUUAAUCAGGAGGAGGAGGAAUCUAAGCGUCCCCGGAUAGAGGUCCGAUGCUCCCCUCUCACCUUCAAUUUUCAAACCAAGAACUUCACGGGGGACUACGGCACAUGUUCUAGCUUUCCACUCCGUUAAAACAAUUCCUCUUUUUUCCACUAAUAAUCUAUUCAUUACAUCUUAUUUUUAUCUAUCAUAUCAAUCACAGAAUUGAAAAGUCAACUACAUAUAUAAUGAAUGCAUCAUGUUUGAUUCGGAUUUGAAUCGGGCUAGAUCUGUUUUGAAUCGGUUCCAUCAUAUAUCCUUUAGAGGAAUUUCCGUAAAUAGCACUAAAACAUGAUGACUUUCCACAAAUAGCACUACAUGUGUUUUUCUUCCCAAUGUAGCACUUUUAGUCAUUAUCCAUUAGUCAUUAUUCAAGUAAAUGUUUACCAUCAGA
Cuscuta campestris is the source of this 1147-nucleotide messenger RNA. NCBI's taxonomy places the organism in Eukaryota, Viridiplantae, Streptophyta, Magnoliopsida, Solanales, Convolvulaceae. The record is from the annotation of a GenBank genome assembly.